UUUAGUUAUGGAACUAAUUAUAAAAGUAAACUUGCAUUACCUGCAAAUAGUAAAAGAAAACUUUAAUCAUAAUUUAGAAAGCAAACAUUUUAUUUUUUUAUUCAUGGUUGACUGCCUUUUUAUGCGGCUUGUUUUCUUUUUUUUCUGUCUUCACACCAGCGUAAGCUCCACAAAGCUAAAAGUCGGUUUGCACAUUUGCAGAAUAAUAUCAAACGUUCUGUUAAACUGUUUGUUUAACAGAACGUAAAUAUCCUUAUGUAUAAUAAAAAAUAAAUUAGUUGUAUUUUAUUGUUAUUAAAAAAUGGACUAAAUAUUUGAGGUGGAAUAGUUUAAAAGGAUGAUGUUAAAAAAUAGACAAUGUAUUUUAACAAUAUGUCUAGUUUUUAUAAUAAGUAAAUAUGAAGCACAGAAGCUUAAUCCGGACGAAAAAGCACCAAAUUUUACCCUACCUACUUUAAAAGGACCAUUAGUAUAUAAAGGGAUAGGGCAUCCAGAAACAAAUAUAAACCCACCAAUCAUAUUUCAUGAAUUUACGAACCACUCUGGCUUCUUAGAAUGUUUAUGGACUAAAGAUUCUUCAUUGUUAGAGCUUAUUGAUAAUUCUCCAGAGAACGCCCAUUAUGUGUUCUUAAGUUCAUCCAAUAAUGCUGCUGCAACAGCAGAAUGGAUGAGGAUGCGCUUUGAAGAAAUCCUUGAAAAGUAUUACACUCUUGCUAAGAAUUUAUCAACGAGUGUCAAUAAGUUUGCAAAUAACAUUGAUGUGCAAGCUCAGCGAAGAUCUUUCGAAAGUAUCAUUAGAAAAAAGACAUUUAAUACAAUGUAUCCAAUUCCACAUCGACGAAUAGAUAGAAGGUCUGUAGAAAAUAGUUUACCAAAAGAUGUUAAACCUAAAAUUUUAAAAAAAUCACAUAUUCAAACAAAAAAAUGGAAUUGGGAAAACUAUAAUAAAAAGCAUAAAAUUUCUAAAAGUAAAGAAAAAAAUAACUAUGAAGAUCAUUUACGGCUUGACUCACAAAGUUCUCAAAAACGUAGUAUAGUUGCACAUGUUACAAGAGAAAUGAACAAUGAUGUUGAUGAUUCAAUAGAAAGUGAUGAUAAUGCUUUACAAGAACGAAUUGAAAAAAUUCUUAAACGAGGCAGAUACAAAUACAUUAGCAAUUGGCUGGACCGUUUGCAUUUUGUAACCAUUCCAAUUUAUCAGGUAGGUAACUGGUUACCACUAGUAAUGUCACGCUGGUAUUGUUCUGGUCAUGGUUGUGGUUUAGAUCAAGUUUCUGUAGAAACCAAAGAAGAUGGAGAUGUUCAAUUUGUGAGCAAAAGAUUGGAUGGUCGUUAUGAUUGGUUACCAUCUCCAUAUACUUUAAAAACUAAGCACCCAAAAUCAAAAGUUGCAUAUUUUGGUAACGGGUGUUCAGCAAAUGUUGAAGAUUUUACAAAUAAAGUUGCGCUGGUAUCUCGAGGGGGUAAAUGCAGCUAUUUUAAAAAGAUGUUCAAUGCCCAACAAGCUGGUGCUAUUGGAGUUAUUGUAUACUCAACUGAGGAUGAGUCACUAGUUGAUAUGAUUUGUGAAGGAAGCGAAUGUGAAGAAGAGAUGCAUACACCUGGAACAAUGGUGCCAUUUGAAACAGGAGAAAAGCUUAUGAAGUUACUUGCAAAAUCAGAAGAUAUUUUUGUUAGAUUUCAACACACUCCAUCUAGAAACUUUUUUGUUGCAAUUGAUGAACAAGGAGAUUUGCAAGAAGUUGGUUGGCUGCUUUAUCCAUCUAUGAUUUUCUUAGCUUACCAAGCCAAAUGGCUAAAUUACAAAACAAAUCUACUUCAUAACAUUUCUUCAAUGAAUGCAGUGGUUUUGCCUGUUUUUAAUGCGACUAUCAUGCAAGGAAACAAAGGAGUUGUUAAAUCUAUAAAAGUGCCAUCCUUAGAUGAACUUCAAAAGUAUCAACAUGUCUACUUGGAUAUGGCACUUGGUUGUCCUGGAACAUCAGACUAUACCUGUCCACAUUGGGAUCAUACUGUUCAGUUGUUCAUUUGCUGUAAUAACACAAGCGAACUCUGUGGGAAAGAAAUCGGAAGGUGGAUUACCCCAUUUAGAAGGCGUAUCGGAAGAUGGUUGACAAAUAUUCGCCCGCUAAUACCACUUUUUAAUUCAGAGAAGUGCACCUUUACUAUGAAGACUGUCCCAUGGGCAAUGCCUUGGAAACCAUCUUUAACUAUCAGGCUGGCUGAUAAAAUUAAAGGUCCAACUGAAUCUCCAUUUAAAAUAACACCGUUGUUUCGAGGAGGUCGAUUUGAUAGCAGUUAUAGCAAAAGAGGAAAACGUGCAAUGAAUUUUACUAUAUCACCUCUAACUACUAAAGUCAAAAUAUAUGCGGUCAUUACUGGUCAUGGAAGCGAUAAUAAUAAUUGCGCUGAGUUUUGCGUUACCUCGCACCACUUUUUAGUGAAUAACAGACACAAAAAUACACGCAUUUUUGAUACUGCUGGUACUGCAACAGGCUGUGCUGAUAGAGUAUCUGAUGGUUCAGAGCCUAACGAGCAUGGUACUUGGUUAUACGGGCGGGAUGGUUGGUGUGAUGGGGAAAAUGUCAGCCCGUGGGUGGAAGAUAUAACAUCUCAAGUUCGAUUAGGUGAAACAAAUAACAUACGCUAUUUUGGACUGUUUAACGGAACGGAUCCAAACCCAAAAAUAAAUCCUGGGAAUAUUAUAAUGUACUCUUAUUUAGUCGAAUACAAAACUGUUGAUUGAACUUUCACUGUACAUGUAAUAUUAACGAAAAUGAAGUCUGGACUUAAAUUUGUAAUGAAAUUCUGGUAUAUAUUCCUGUAAUAUAAUGACUUUUUAUAUUAUAUAUUAUAUUAUUUGUAUUGUAAUUUAUUAAUAAAGUUGUAUAGCAAAUUAUUGUAUAGCAAAUUAUUUUAAAUUAUUUAAAUAAUUAUUGAAGUUAAUAUA
Messenger RNA from Hydra vulgaris (swiftwater hydra), 2950 nucleotides. RefSeq lists its product as uncharacterized. The record is from RefSeq and is a predicted model, not a curated record. Lineage: Eukaryota; Metazoa; Cnidaria; Hydrozoa; Anthoathecata; Hydridae. Gene Ontology annotation, molecular function: oxidoreductase activity, acting on paired donors, with incorporation or reduction of molecular oxygen, reduced ascorbate as one donor, and incorporation of one atom of oxygen.